GUCACGCGGCCUCGCGUGGCAUCACGGAUGACGACAAGCGUCAUCGGAAUUUGCUCUCGCAAUCUGGCUGGGGCAAUGGCGUCUUAUGGCUUGUCAGCCCACACGCGCGGUGGAUGCAGGCCGGCUCGUCGCUCGAGCAGCUGGCCUUCCCGAGGUGUCUGGGCGCUACGUUCGCUCCGCCGGGGAACGCCUGCAGGCUGCGGCGCGCCGUUGCCGUCAAGGACGGCGGCGAGGUAGUGCAGGAGUGCAGCGGGUGCGCCACUCGGCGGCGGGCCCACGUGGGUGCCGCGCACGGCCUUGAGGGAAAGUUGCGCGACGCAGGCGUCGUAGACCUGGAGCCUCCAGUGGCGGGUGCCCGACCUAUAUACUGGACGCGGCUGGACGGCCCCAUCCGGGGGGCGAUCAUGGACCCUGUCCCUGGUUCUCCUGCCGGUGCCGAGCGUUGGAGACUGGACGCCGACGUACGGUCGCCGUUCAACGCCUCGCUCGCCGAUGCUGGCCGCGUUGCUUGGGCCGCCGCCGCAGACGGCGGCAGGGCCAAGGCGACGCGCUACGGCGACCAGGGUCGCAGCACAGCCGUCGAGGCGGGCGGCCGUCUCAGUGCAGUGCUGGUCCCGGGGCGGCGCUCGGGUGGCAGGGCG
Prorocentrum cordatum is the source of this 641-nucleotide messenger RNA. The record is from the annotation of a GenBank genome assembly. Lineage: Eukaryota; Dinophyceae; Prorocentrales; Prorocentraceae.